Molecule: messenger RNA, 1233 nt
Organism: Amphimedon queenslandica
Lineage: Eukaryota; Metazoa; Porifera; Demospongiae; Haplosclerida; Niphatidae
Product: U1 small nuclear ribonucleoprotein 70 kDa-like
Exons: 12
Coding region: 30-1193 (387 amino acids)
Biological process (GO): mRNA splicing, via spliceosome
Cellular component (GO): U2-type prespliceosome; precatalytic spliceosome; U1 snRNP
Molecular function (GO): U1 snRNA binding; mRNA binding
Source: RefSeq, a predicted model, not a curated record
UUAUUGUGUAGGAGGAGCCUGGUUACAAAAUGACUGCCUUUCUUCCUCCUAACCUUUUAGCUUUAUUUGCUCCGAGAGAGCCUUUACUCUACCUGCCACCAACAGAUCAGAGACCGUGGGAGAAGAAGCCAUGGCCUUAUGAUGGGGUUUCUCAAUGCCUGGGAGAUUUUGAGGAUCCCCAAGACACUCCCGAGCCUACCCGAGGAGAGACGAGAGAUGAAAGACGUGCUAGAAAAAGGAAGGAGAGAGAUGAAAGAUACCGUUUGAAAUUAGAAUCUGAAAUUGAAACCUGGGACCCUAGUAAUGAUAGCAAAAUAAGUGGCGACCCUUUCAAGACGUUAUUUGUGGGAAGAAUAAACUUUGAUACAUCUGAGGGAAAGCUGCGCAGAGAGUUUGAAUCAUAUGGGCCAGUUAAAAGAAUCAAUAUAGUGUCUGAUCCUAAAAGUGGUAAACCAAGAGGAUAUGCUUUUGUUGAAUAUGAGAAUGAACGUGACAUGCACUCUGCUUAUAAAUAUGCCGAUGGGAAGAAGAUUGACGGUAAGCGAGUGGUUGUUGAUGUGGAGAGAGGUAGGACUGUGAAGAGCUGGAAACCAAGAAGACUAGGUGGGGGUUUGGGUGGCACUAGGAAAGGAGCUCCUCAUGAAUGUAUUAAAUAUUCAGGAAGAGUUGAUGAAAGGGAAAAUGAAAAGGAUAGAGACGGUGAUAAGGACAGAGAUAGGGACAGAGAGAGAGAUAGGGAAAGAGAACGUUACCAUGAGGAAAGGAGAGGAGGACACAGAGACAGAGAUAGGGACAGGGACAGGGAUAGAGACAGAGAGAGGAGGAACAGCAGGAGAAGCCGAAGUAGAGAGAGGGACAGAGACAGGGAGAGGAAAAGAAGGAGCAGAAGCAGGGAGAGAGAUAGAGAUAGAAAGGAUAGAAGCAGGAGCAGGGAGAGAGACAGAGAUAGGAAGGACAGAAGCAGAAGCCGUGAUAAAGACAGAAAAGAUAAAGACAGAAAGAGAGACAAAGACAAGGAUCGAGAGAGACGGCAUAGUAGGAAGCAUGACAAGGAAAAGAAAGAUAAAGAUAAGGACAAAACUGAGAAGGAGAUGAAAGCUGAAGAUGGAGAACUGAAAGAGGUUGAGAAGGGAAGUGAGAUGGAUAAUGGUGAGCUCAAUAAUCACGUCAAAUCCGAACCAAUGGAAUCCUGAGGCUGCUCUUUAAUUAGAAUAAACACUAACAAUAAUUAUU